AUACCCUAUUUAUUACAACGUGACAUUUGUGGUAAACAAGCUGACGCCUGAAGAAAUUGAAUCAAACACAACAGAAAAGGCGAGCAUGAUUUCAGCCGAGCUCACAGAUCUUUUCAAGAACAGCAAAAUCAACAGAACAUUUAUAGAAUGUGCCAUUGUAUCGUUCAGAACGGUAAUGAAUGACAGCACAAGGGUGACAGCUAAUUGUUCCUUCAAAAAUGAGUCCCUGAAGGAAGGCAUCGACAGAGAACGUGUCUAUGAUAUAUUUAAAGAGGAGACAAGCAACAUGUCAACACUUGGAUCAUACGAUCUGGAGAAGCACAGCCUCUACGUAAACGAUUACCAAGAGAUACCCCCACCCGCUAUCACGGUUCCUGUCAAGCACAUAUACCCUAUUUAUUACAACGUGACUUUUGUUGUAAACAAGCUGACGCCUGAAGAAAUUGAAUCAAACACAACAGAAAAGGCGAGCAUGAUUUCAGCCGAGCUCACAGAUCUUUUCAAGAACAGCAAAAUCAACAGAACAUUUAUAGAAUGUGCCGUUGAAUCGUUCAGAACGGUAAUGAAUGACAGCACAAGGGUGACAGCUAAUUGUUCCUUCAAAAAUGAGUCCCUGAAGGAAGGCAUCGACAGAGAACGUGUCUAUGAUAUAUUUAAAGAGGAGACAAGCAACAUGUCAACACUUGGAUCAUACGAUCUGGAGAAGCACAGCCUCUACGUAAAUGAUUAUAGAGAGAUUCCCCCACACAUUAUCCCUGGACAAACACCAGUUGAAUUUAACGUGACCUUCAGUAUUACAAAUUUGGAAUUCAUAGAAGCAUUGCAUGACAACACAUCCCAAUUGUACCAAUCAGCAUCAACUGUUGUAACUCAGGAGCUCAAUACAAUGUUUAGGAACAGUGAAUUGAAGGAAACAUUUGUUGACUGCAAAAUGAUUUCUUUAAGAGUUAUAAGUCAAAAGACCAAAGUAUAUGCAAUCUGUACCUUUAAGAAUUCUGCCAAUGAACAGAUUGAUAGAGUUUCUGUCUACCAGCAGUUCAGCAAAAACACAGAAAACCUUUCAGCACUGGGACCUUAUCUGCUGGACCAUAAUAGUCUCUAUGUCGAUGAUUACAAUGAAUCAACACCUCCAACUGCAGAAGAACCAAAUCGAAGUGGAUCUCAUCUUGGAUUUAAUGUAACCUUCACUAUAACAAAUUUGCCUUACAUGGAAGCACUUCAUAGCCAGACAUCCCUCUUGUACCAAUCAGCUUCGCUAACAAUUACUAAACAGCUUACUGCCCUGUUUGAAAAUAGUAAAAUAAAUACAACAUUUGUAAACUGCAGCACAAUGUCUUUAAGUGCGACAAGCAGUUACAAGACAAAAGUGUAUGCAGACUGUUCUUUCAAAGAAACUUCUGAUGAAGAGAAUGUGGAUAGAGUUAUCGUGUACCAGCAAUUCCGUUACAAGACAAAGAACCUCACUGUUUUGGGACCCUAUUCCAUUGAUGAAAACUCUCUCUUCGUAAAUGACUAUCAUGAAUCAGCUUAUCCAACCAAUGAACCACCCAUUUUAGCUGAAACUCAGCACCCAAGUUUCAGUCAGCCACCUCUGUGCUUCAACUUGUCUUAUAUCGCCACGAAGCUACCAUACAGUUCAGUUCUACUUGAUCCAACCUCGCAAGUCUAUCAGUCCGCUUCGUCUAAUUGCAUUCGACAGCUCAAUGGCAUGUUUCGUAACAGCAGUAUCAGUGCAGCAUUUUGGGAAUGUACAAACGUCGCUUUCAGCAAUACAAAUGACGGCCUUGUGAAAGUGCUUGCAACCUGCCUGUUCAAGGAUAAUGUUCAGAAGGUUGACAAUGUUAUUGUGGAUCAGGUAUUCAGGGAUGGAACAAAUAAUACCUCCAACAUGAUUUAUGGAUUGCUCAAGGAUAAUCUACAAGUUACUGGUUGCAAGGAACCAGAAGCCCCUACCACAGUUGCCACAACUUCACAAGUGGUUCCAACAGUAGAGUCAGAACGUCAAGGCGAUCUCACCUUCCAAGUGAACUUCACAAUAAUAAACAUCAACUUUACAGACAACCUCCUUAAUUCAAGUUCCUCUGAAUAUAGAAACCUGACUAACAGUAUUACAAAACAGAUGAGAGAGUUGUUUAGAGAAAACUCUUUGAAGAAAAGUCAUAAGUUCUGCCGUGUUUCUGAAUUAAGCCCAGGACCCGGCAGCCCAAGUUCGGUGAAUGUAUUCACUACUUGCUUCUUUGACCCUGUUAAAGAAACUGAAAGUAUCACUGAAGACAGAAUCAAAUCAGACUUUGAAACAGGAACAGAUAACCUAAAUUGGCUUGGCCGAUUCCAACUUAGUCGUGGAAGUCUUUCUGUGGCUGCGGCAUCACCAGUUACCGGUGACAGAAUAGAAUUACCAUAUUGGGCCAUCAUCGUUAUUGUACUGGGCAUUCUGCUGGCUUUGCUUUUACUUAUGAUUCUGGGAUGUUUGAUUGCAUUGUGUAUAAAGAAGAAAUUCCAUGGCUUCUACGACCUGCUACAAAAUCCUUUUGGAAUCUACUACAGUCAUCUGGAUGGAAAGUAGUUCUUGCACUUGAAAUUUAAUCUUACUAAUAUGAUCACUGUAAUAUUUAAGAGUGUAGCUAAUGUAAUUUUGUUAAAAUAUACAGUUCUAUAUAUUUUGACUAAAUCACCUUGAGCAGCAACUUCUGGCCAAAGUUUUAUCAUUUGAUUUUGUUCUGAGAAAAGAAGUUACCCAAGUCAGUUGGACAUAUACACAUAAAUCCUUCCUGGAAAGAUCCUUGAAAACAAAGUUUAAGACUGAAAAUGAUGGGCAUCCGUCACGGUUUCAAACAAAGUAUCCAUUGUUGUUCAGUUUGAUUAGCAAAAAUAUUAUUUUUCUAUCUAUUACUGCUACUA
Messenger RNA from Hypanus sabinus (Atlantic stingray), 2901 nucleotides. RefSeq names its product mucin-16-like. NCBI's taxonomy places the organism in Eukaryota, Metazoa, Chordata, Chondrichthyes, Myliobatiformes, Dasyatidae. The record is from RefSeq and is a predicted model, not a curated record. The transcript is spliced from 24 exons. Bases 86 to 2566 code for a protein of 826 amino acids.